Amoebophrya sp. A25 is the source of this 1640-nucleotide messenger RNA. NCBI's taxonomy places the organism in Eukaryota, Dinophyceae, Syndiniales, Amoebophryaceae. The record is from the annotation of a GenBank genome assembly.
AUGACAGGUACCUUAUCGAGCAGUGGUGCUACUAGUAGUCGAAAUCCUUUUCCUCAUAGCAGUAGCCGACGUGUUGUGGAUGAGAAUGUUGACCGCACCAUGAGCAAUAUAAUAUCGGGAAGCUUUACUAGCAGCGGUUACCAACUGCCGGAUCAUCUGGGGACGCCGUCGUGGGCGCAGGGAACGCCUCGGAUUACGAAUAGUGUCGCGUCUCCGGCUCUGGGUCAACAACAGCUCCCAAUGAUGAUUGCUGCGCAGCAGCAACUGCAACAACAGGCCUUUUAUCUAAGGAAUUAUCCCAAUCUUCAUCUUACAUCAUCAACAUCACAGUUCUCUUCGUUAAACAACGUCGACAGUUAUCAUCAACAUCAACAGCAUUAUCUUACAACGAGGGUCAGCAGUGUUGGUCCUCACACUGUUCAUCUGCAGCAGGAACACGCUAUGAUCCCUCCAGUCGUGCAACAACAAGAAAGAGGCGGAACUACAGUUACCAGUAGUCGUCGUCCUCUUCAACUCUCGAAGACUCCAGCAGGCUCACACGAUGUUGCUCCUCAAGCGCAACAACAAAGAGCUUAUUUGACUAAGCGUCAGCGCGAUAUGCAGAAGUCUCUGGCCGCGCAAGGUGCGGGAGGGAUAAGUUGAGUCCUUCUGACGAACAAUCCGAAAGUGAGGAUGUUGUAGGUGCUGGUGAAGUUGUAGGUGCUGAGGCAAGAAGACCUACUGUCUAGUUAAUAUACUUAAGUAGUUCUAGUUGUGCAACUAGUACGGUUCUAAGAUCGACAAGCGUGGUUAUAAAGCAACUAGUACUAGUAGUAAGCAUGAUGAUGUGAAAGUAGUGAAUGGCGCGCCGUGGAGGUCAUCAGCAACCUCUUCCAGUACUACAAAGCUUAAUAUGGCGGCUCCGCUCCUUGUUGAACAUCAAACGCCUCUGACACCGCCUGCCAUCAAUCUACUUAAGUCGAAGUACAACCGCAAGUUGUGUUGCAGAGGGAGGCGCUAACGGCGCAGGAGAAGCGAAACGACCCCAACGUUCAGCGUUCGAUAGAACAUCAGUCAUUUUGGGGAUGCAAAAAAUGUUGCUCAGAAAAAUUUGCAAAAAUGGCAAAGACGCACGUAGUAGCAACGCUCUAACGCUACAAUCGCUGGAUAAGUGAGUCUUUCUCUCUUGAGUCACGGAUGAUCAUAAGGGAAAACAAGACGAGAACCCUCUUUUGCAAUUAGCCGUUGCCCGUUGCUUGAGUGUGCAGACUGUUGCGCAUUAAGAAGUAGUUCAUUUAUAGGUUUUCCUUUUUUUCACGCUUGGUUUCUGUUCCUCAACGUAAAUGUACGAUCAUGUUGAUUCAAAUUCUGUCGUCAUGAGCUCGAUCGACUACUCUACACUGUGAUCUUCAGUGACAGUGUAUGUUGCAAACCAAUUUCUACAAGUGUGUAUUGACGAAAUGACAUCAGACCCUCAACACUCCUGGUGGACAUGAGAUUUUUACAACUUGAGGACGAGUGCUGGUAGUGGCUUAUGUAUGGAGUGAAUGACUGAGGUGUUCCAUUUAUUAGAAACACUGAGUGCCAUGGAGGUACAACCUCUAUUAUACUGAAUGGCCUCAUAUAUGGAUGCAAAAUGCUAUGAAAGAGGCGCCACGUCG